UCCAGAUGGGCCUAUGCUGGCAAUCAUAAUGUGCUCCAUUAUCACUGAAAUAUUUGUUUAGCAAGCAAUAAGGUUUGACUGACAUACAAAAUGGCAUUGCCAACAUAUUAAAGGUUGUCAUGAUGCAACUCGGGCGCCACGACACGAGAACAACCAUUUAAAGUGGUGGACCAUUUUAACAUGUUUUUUCCACCAUAACUGUCAUAUAACUAUCAAACUACUAAACAGCAGGAUGGGUCAGGCAAGGCCAAUGAAGGCAGUUGGAGCAAAGUUCGACAUAAGAUUAAAACUGUGUCAAAGGGCACAAUGAGCAAGAUCCCAGCUUUCACUCGCUGCUCAACGUAAUGCAGAUUUUUAUUUUUAGGGUUUUCCGCCCAAGCUUUUUGUCAGUCUAUAAAAUAGACAUGUUUUUCAAAAUCAUAAUUUUUAUUGUGGCUAUAGGAUAUAUGGGGAUCACAUUAAUACUUGCUCUCAGUCCUAGUAGGAGUUUGAUAUUUCUCCAAAAAGAAGCUCUGAAAGUUAUUGUAAAUAAGACUAAUAUGCUUUAUCGAGUCCCAGUGAUGAAGUGCCUCAGCUGGAGACUUGUAUUAUAUCUGCAAAACGACAGAGGGACCAGACAUUUUACUAAAUUGUAUCUGUGAGAUAAAAUUCAUCCCAGCCCUAAAGUGCAAAGUUCUUUCACGGCAUAAGUGAGUCAGCAAAUGCAUAAAUGUUGAAGAAACGGCAAAUCUGAACCUAAGUUCUGUAUCCAUUAUCUUCCCUUCACCCAGUAUGGUUAAAGGCAACCAAAAUGAGGCCUUGGGGCUACACUUUGUCAUGUUCCUCCCGACCCUGUACACUCAGUGUGACCCUCAGCAGUCCAGGAAAUGGUUACCUCUGGCAGAGUCCUUCCAGGCCGUGGGCACGUAUGCCCAAACUGAAAUGGGUCAUGGCACACACCUCAGGGGGCUGGAGACCACAGCCACAUAUGAUCCAGCCACGCAGGAGUUUGUCUUGAACAGUCCCACAAUCAGCUCCAUCAAAUGGUGGCCUGGAGGACUUGGAAAGACCUCCAACCAUGCCAUAGUGCUAGCCCAGCUUUAUACUCAAGGAAAUUUCUACGGCCUGCAUGCUUUCAUCGUACCCAUCCGCGACAUGGACACACACAUUCCCCUGCCAGGUAUUGUGGUUGGCGAUAUUGGCCCCAAGUUUGGCUUCAAUGAAGUUGACAACGGCUACCUGAAACUAGAGAAUGUGCGGAUCCCCCGGGAUAACAUGCUGAUGAAAUACGCCAAGGUAGAGCCAGAUGGAACCUAUCUGAAGCCACCCAGUGCCAAGCUGACCUACGGCACCAUGGUGUUCAUCCGCUCCAUGAUUGUAGGCGAGUCAGCCCGGGCCCUCUCCAAAUCCUGCACCAUCGCCAUCCGCUACAGUUCUGUUCGACACCAGUCUGAAAUCCGGCCGGGAGACCCAGAGCCUCAGAUCCUCGAUUACCAGGCGCAGCAGUACAAGCUGUUCCCUUUGCUGGCGAUGGCCUAUGCCUUCUCUUUUGUUGGCCAGUAUAUGAGACGGACCUACAACCGCAUCAGUGGAGACAUCACCCAGGGGGACUUCAGUGAGCUGCCCGAGCUCCACGCCCUGUCUGCGGGUCUGAAGGCCUUCACCACAUGGGCAACCAACUCUGCCAUCGAGGUGUGCCGCAUGUCAUGUGGCGGCCAUGGCUACUCCCGCAGCAGCGGCUUGCCGGACAUUUACGUCGAGUUCACCCCUACGUGCACCUACGAGGGAGAGAACACAGUCAUGAUGCUGCAGACUGCGAGAUACCUGUUGAAGAGCUACCGGCAGGCUAAAGCAGGGCAGCAGCUGAGCGGCAUUGUGUCAUAUCUGAAUGAACCAAAGCAUCAGAGGGUCCAGCCACAGCCCGUCGCUGCCAGACCAACCGUGGUCGACAUAAAUGACCUGGCUAGCCUGGUGGAGGUCUACAAACAGCGAGCUGCCAUUCUGGUUGAUCUGGCAGCUAAGAGCAUCGAGCAGGAGUUGCAGCAGAGGAAGAGCCAGGAGGACGCCUGGAACAACAGUGCUAUUGACCUGGUCAGAGCUUCAGAUGCCCACUGUCACUAUGUUGUAGUGAAGCUCUUUACUGACAAGCUUGUGGAGGUCGGUGACACAGCGAUACACUCGGUGAUGUCGAGCCUUGCUCUGCUGUACGCCCUGCAUGGCAUCACAAAGAACUCUGGAGACUUCUUACAGGCUGGACUGCUGAAUGUGCCACAGGUUCUGCAGAUUUCUGCUCGUAUCAAGGAGCUGCUGUCUCAGCUGCGGCCCAACGCUGUGGCACUAGUCGAUGCCUUUGAUAUCCACGACAAGAAGCUGAAUUCGGUCCUGGGGCGAUAUGAUGGCAACGUCUAUGAGAACUUGUUUGAGUGGGCGCGCCGCUCACCGCUAAACUCCACAGAGGUCCAUGAAUCCUUCCACAAGUACCUGAAGCCCCUGCGGUCCAAACUGUGAGCUGACCCCUGACACCUUGAUUCCUGGCUGAGAAUAAUCCACACUGCAUAUAUAAGCACAACUUUAGCCACAUUAACACAUCAUGUCAUUUCUGAUAUGUACCAUUCUGCAGUAAUUCAGCCUCAUCUCUAUAUGUGGUAAAUUGAUUCCAUACUCAGA
Molecule: messenger RNA, 2646 nt
Organism: Cyclopterus lumpus (lumpfish)
Lineage: Eukaryota; Metazoa; Chordata; Actinopteri; Perciformes; Cyclopteridae
Gene: acox1
Product: acyl-CoA oxidase 1, palmitoyl
Exons: 12
Coding region: 772-2487 (571 amino acids)
Biological process (GO): very long-chain fatty acid metabolic process; fatty acid beta-oxidation using acyl-CoA oxidase; lipid homeostasis
Cellular component (GO): peroxisome
Molecular function (GO): FAD binding; fatty acid binding
Source: RefSeq, a predicted model, not a curated record